This is a messenger RNA of Amphibalanus amphitrite, 1914 nucleotides long. Its product is annotated as neural/ectodermal development factor IMP-L2-like. The record is from RefSeq and is a predicted model, not a curated record. Lineage: Eukaryota; Metazoa; Arthropoda; Thecostraca; Balanomorpha; Balanidae. Gene Ontology annotation, molecular function: cell-cell adhesion mediator activity. Gene Ontology annotation, cellular component: axon; plasma membrane. Bases 171 to 986 code for a protein of 271 amino acids. The transcript is spliced from 10 exons. Gene Ontology annotation, biological process: homophilic cell-cell adhesion; axon guidance; dendrite self-avoidance.
GGCUGGCUGGCGCCGUGGGGAGACCGCGGUGGCCGGGCGCCUGCGCUGGGGCGGCCGGGCGCUCCCCAUAUAUCCGGGGCCGCCACCUCCGGCCGGAGACCAGCACAGAGCCCCGGGCAGACCACACCGCCAUCGGACGUCCUCCGGCCGACACUACAGCACAGUUCAGGAUGACCAGCUCCGUGGGACGAUGGGCGGUGCGGCUGCUGCUCUGUCUCACAGCGAUCACAUCACAGAUCCUAGCGAGGGCACCGCCAGGUCGGAUGAGCAGACGAGCUCCUGCAUCUACCGAACUGGGCGAGUUCCUACAGCUGGGGGAGGCCACCGGCCCGCUGAAGACGACCCGCCAGUCGGGCUCAGUGAUGAUCGAGUGCGAGUUCAUGGGCUCACCGCCGCCUGUGGUCCAGUGGCUCAGGGGGAAGGCCGUCCAUGCCCAGGACCGGCCGAGUGACAAGCUCGCCGAGCUGCGGAGCGAGCUGUCGGGUAUGGAGCCUCUGCCGCUGGACUCGGCCACAAGUAUCGGGACGACCCGCGCCCGGCUGUACCUCGACUGUGUCAGUCCUGCCGACCAGGGCGAGUAUACGUGCCAAGGAAGAACGCCCAGUGAGGUCACCAGCUCCACAACCCAGCUCUACGUUACAGAGCCGCUGAGCGAGGAGUCCAUCCUGGCCUGCGAGGAGGCCAAGGGCUCGCCGUUCCAGGCUGUGCGCGUCGUCCAGUGGCGACCAAAGAUUCUCGCCAUGAUGGGCACCCAGGCUCGCCUGGUUUGCAUCACCAGCGGCUUCCCAGCGCCAUCUAUUAGCUGGACACGGAACUACCAGCCGCUGGAGACCGGAUCGGGCAGAAUCACGGUGACCCCCAGCGGGGACUUGAUCAUCGACGACCUUCAGUGGUCCGACAUGGGCCAGUACCAGUGUAUCGCCAGCAACGAGAUCUCGUCCGACUCAGUGACGACCUUCCUCUACCCGUUCAAGGCCGGUAAGUAGACGGCAGCUGCUGUGGCACACCGUUGGAGGCGUCUCAUGGAUUGACGAGAGCCGUGGACUGAACUGUCGUGUGAACUCCGAGACGGUCCGAGCCAGGCCAGCCAGUCCUCGAGCCGGACCCAGAGUUGGAUCCACCAGUCGGACCCCCGGGGUCCCGGAGGCGGACCCACCAGUCCACGAGGCGGGUCCGCCGGUCCCCAAGCCGGACCCGUCCGUUCCCGAGUCGGGUUCGCCAAUCCGAGAGUCUGGUCCGCAUCAGCCACCAGAUGAGACACCCGUUCCGACACAGUGAUCACAUACUGUGCUAGUCCACCCAUUGUUAUGAUUUUAAAGGGACUAUCCCACCUUUAACAUGGGGUUUGAGUUGAGAUAGCCAAGUUUGCGGCGAGGUUCAGAAACCACUAUCUAUCUAGGUUGCAACCCCCGCGCCCUCUUGGUGUUGAAGAAAUUCGUUCCCUUCAUUUGAAAAUGGGCCUUGUACAAGGCCCUAUCUUCAACAUGGAGCGACCGUUAGUGUGACGUCACCUCGUUUAGUCAUUCUGAUUUAAAUGGGUUUGUUCGUUGAAAAAUCGCUUAAAACUUGGUCUGAACUUUGUUGUGGUGCCUACAGAGUAAAAAGAAUCAGCUUUAUGAUAGUAAUGUGGCCUGGGGAAGGAGGUAAUUUUGGGCUGUGACGUCACAUAUUUGAAAGUUUGUGUUUGGAAUAUGGGAAGCCUAAGAUGUUUAAUGAAAAAUAAAUGCCAGAACCGUGUUCCUGGUCAUCCAAUCUAUAAAGUCGGGCACAAUUUAACUGGUUUUAACAACAUUUUAGAAGGUGGGAUAGUCCCUUUAAGGCCAGCGACUCAGAGUCGGCGGCAAUCGCAUACUGUGAAGAUACGUUGUGUUCUAUGAAUUGAAUUCAGUGAUGAAAUACACAAUCAAUGUGCAA